CGCCAUAAAACCCACAGAAGAAGAACGUUCUGUAGUUCGGACUUGCACGGAAACGCGGUUUACACACGGAGGUUAUUCGCUAAUAAAAAAUUAGUUGGGAUUUUACUGUAUUAUUUUGCAAUGGAAAUUCUAGAGUUGGUGCCUUCAAGCUUCGGAUAUGUCAUAUUUACAUACUUUUACAGCUGGAUCAUGUUGACUUAUCUCGGUGUUAAGGUUGGAGCUGCCAGAAAGAAAUACGAUGUGAAGUACCCUACCAUGUACAGUGACAAGGAGCAGGUGUUCAACUGCAUCCAGAGGGCCCACCAGAACACACUAGAGGUGUACCCUCAGUGGCUUGUGUUCCAGACCAUUGCAGCUCUUGUCUAUCCAACUUCUGCAACUGUGCUGGGAGCCAUCUGGGUCACCAGCAGGUUCUCCUAUGCCUGGGGUUACUACACUGGAGAUCCAGCCAAGAGAAUGAAGGGUGCCUAUGGGUACAUUGGGUAUUUUGGAGUCAUCAUUCUCUCCAUCUCAGUGGCUUUGCAGCUGCUUAGAAUCUUGCAAUUGCCUGAAAUAUUUUGAGCCAGCUGGUUUACAUUCCAUAUUUACCCUUUCUACUAAGUGUAUCUCUUACAGUGGCUUGUGCCUGUUAUUCAAACAGCUACGAUAUCAUGUAGCUGAACAAUAUGAUAUUCUUUUCAAUUAUGAUAUUCUUUAAUUGCUGUGAUCUUACCAAUGUGAAAACAACUAUAGGCCUAUGUGUUACUGCAAUACAAUUUAGUUUUGUUAGUUGAUACUGUAAGGACCAUUGAUUGUGAUUUGUCUUUUUUAUACGAUUAUCAGGCAUUUAUUUUAACCUUCCAUUCCCAUGUACUGUCAACAUGAUGUUAAUAAAGAUGAAUGUAAACAUUG
Molecule: messenger RNA, 891 nt
Organism: Coregonus clupeaformis (lake whitefish)
Lineage: Eukaryota; Metazoa; Chordata; Actinopteri; Salmoniformes; Salmonidae
Product: microsomal glutathione S-transferase 3
Exons: 4
Coding region: 121-561 (146 amino acids)
Cellular component (GO): endoplasmic reticulum; membrane; nuclear envelope
Molecular function (GO): glutathione peroxidase activity; glutathione transferase activity
Source: RefSeq, a predicted model, not a curated record